Molecule: messenger RNA, 1233 nt
Organism: Drosophila takahashii
Lineage: Eukaryota; Metazoa; Arthropoda; Insecta; Diptera; Drosophilidae
Product: chymotrypsin-like protease CTRL-1
Biological process (GO): proteolysis
Molecular function (GO): serine-type endopeptidase activity
Source: RefSeq, a predicted model, not a curated record
AUGGAAAAUAAAGCGCUUGUCGGGGUACUUUUGCUCUUUGUUUUUCCACUCCCCGGUUUCAGUCAGUUCCUCGAUCCAUCCUGCGGAAUUCGAGCUCAACCAAAGGCGACGAAACGGGUCAUCAAUGGCAAGAUAGCGGAAUAUAACUCCAGUCCCUGGAUGGUCUUCCUCAAAUCAACCGACGAUAGAUUCGUGUGCGGUGGAACUCUGAUCACAAACAAAUUGGUACUGACAGCAGCCCACUGCUUUAAGCCGAAUAAGACCUUAUUUGCUCGCCUGGGGGAGUAUAAAAGAAGCCAGGAAGACGGAUGUAUCGGAUAUUACUGUCACUUUCGAGCGGAGCAUAAAGUGGAUGCGGGUUUCAAGCAUCGUCUAUACGAUCCAAAAACACAUUUGAACGACAUUGCAGUUCUGCGACUGGCAACUUCCGUUAUUUACAGAGACAACAUAAGGCCCAUUUGCAUUGUGUUGGACCCCAAGUGGAGGCAGUACAUCGACAAGAUCCAGGUGCUUACCGGAACGGGAUGGGGCAAAACCGAGUCGCAACCUGAUAGCGAUGAGCUGAGGACCCUGAACAUUCGGCGGCAGCCUCCACCGGUGUGCAAUUACUAUAUUGGUACCAACUUGAGGAGCAGUCAGUUCUGUGCGGGCAAUUGGAACAGUAAUCUGUGCAAUGGAGAUUCCGGUGGACCUCUGGGAACCAUGAUCCCGUAUAGGAACACCCAACGCUUUGUCCAGAUCGGCAUAGCCAGUUUCACGAACCAAAGAUGCCAUCGAGCGAGUGUCUACACGGAUAUUCUGAGCCACGUCGACUUUAUUCUUCGGGUGUGGCGGCAGUACGGACAUGGUCAAAAGGUGCCGAUACCAACUAGACCACCAAUAAAGCCACCCACUAGGCCACCAACCAGACCCCCUACUCCAACACCUACUGCACCACCUAUUGCACCACCAGCUCCACCACCGACCCAACCACCUUUAGCACCACCAAUCCAUCCACCAGAACCAGAACCAAUCUUCGAGGAUUAUCGGGAUAAUUGGGACAGGGACUCUUACAGGCAUUCGGAGAGGGAUUUUGACUACGAGUAUGGAGAUUACGAUUCGAGAGAGUUUUCACGAAAUCAUUAUGGGUAUCUAUAUGGCGGUCCACAAUUUCCCGUUCAAAGUGCACACUUGUUGUACCGAUUCCUCAAGACUUCCCCUGAGCAAAUCCGAGGCAAGAAGGAGCUGGAAUAG